This is a messenger RNA of Arabidopsis lyrata subsp. lyrata, 709 nucleotides long. RefSeq lists its product as uncharacterized. The coding region runs from base 91 to 498 and encodes 135 amino acids. The record is from RefSeq and is a predicted model, not a curated record. The transcript has a single exon. Lineage: Eukaryota; Viridiplantae; Streptophyta; Magnoliopsida; Brassicales; Brassicaceae.
UUGGAAAAAAAAAAAAAAUCCAUAAUCCCACUAAUUUUUUCAUAUAAUAAAGCAACACCAUAAUUAAACAUUCAUGUAAACAAAGAGAGGAUGCAGAGAGGAAAAGAUGAUGACAAGAGAGGCAUUUUUCGCCGGCUUUUAAGGUUGGUGGUCGUUAAACUCAUGAAGGGUCACAAGGAAGAUAGGUCUGUGACGAAGAAACUGAUCAAGAAAGAAUCAAAAUCUGAUAUCACAAUUUAUUUCAAGCAAAGAGAAGACUCCGAGGAUAACGCAAAUCCCAUCAAUUUCUCAAGAAGCUCGGAGAAAGAGAGGGUGAUCAUGCUGGUUAAUGGAAGUAACGGCUCAAAGAAGAACUUGGCGAGUGAGCUGAGCGUUAGGCGAUCAGUAGCUCAAACUGGAGCUGGUAUGACAAAGCCGAAGCCUCUUUUCAAUGAUAUAAAUACGAAAUCGCAUGCUUUCAUUGAGAGUAGACUCGCGAAGAUGCGAAAAGGCUUAUAGCCAAAAAACAUGAUGACUUCUCUGUUUUGCACAGAGAGACUCUUUCCUUUCUUCACUUUCCUUUCUUCACUUCAUAUAGUCUGUCUUAAGGAAUCCUAUCUAUGUUUUUCAUCAAUUCAUUUUUACGAUAAAAAUACUAGCUGCAUUCUUCAUAAAUUACAUGUAUUCUGAAAUCUUUUUAUUGCAUAAAUUCCAAGAACUUAUCUUCAAA